GCGCUAGGGGGCGGGCUCCGCGCAGCGACGUCACGACGCGCUGUGCGUCGGGUCAAAGUUCAGUCCCUGCCCCGCUUCCCCCUCGCUGUCUCUCUCGGCCUGUGCCGCUGCCGACGCCUCUUGUGGGCCCGGCUCCGCCGCCUUCCUGCCUGAUCGCUGCCCGGCUGCCGCCAUGGCGAACGUGGCCGACACGAAGCUGUACGACAUCCUGGGCGUGCCGCCCGGCGCCAGCGAGAACGAGCUGAAGAAGGCAUACAGAAAGUUAGCCAAGGAAUACCAUCCUGAUAAGAAUCCAAAUGCUGGAGACAAAUUUAAAGAAAUAAGUUUUGCAUAUGAAGUACUGUCAAAUCCUGAGAAGCGGGAACUAUAUGACAGAUACGGAGAACAAGGUCUUCGGGAAGGUAGCGGAGGAGGUGGUGGCAUGGACGAUAUCUUCUCUCACAUUUUUGGUGGGGGUUUGUUCGGCUUCAUGAGUAAUCAAAAUAGAAGUCGAAAUGGCAGAAGAAGAGGAGAAGACAUGAUGCAUCCACUCAAAGUAUCCUUAGAAGAUCUGUAUAAUGGCAAGACAACCAAACUACAACUUAGCAAGAAUGUACUCUGUAGUGCAUGCAGUGGCCAAGGUGGAAAGUCUGGAGCUGUUCAGAAGUGCAAUGCUUGUCGAGGCCGAGGCGUGCGCAUCAUGAUAAGACAGCUGGCUCCGGGAAUGGUGCAGCAGAUGCAGUCGGUGUGCUCUGACUGCAAUGGAGAAGGAGAGGUAAUUAAUGAAAAGGACCGCUGUAAAAAAUGUGAGGGGAAGAAGGUGAUUAAAGAAGUCAAAAUUCUUGAAGUCCACGUAGACAAAGGCAUGAAGCAUGGGCAAAGGAUCACGUUCACUGGGGAGGCAGACCAGGCCCCGGGAGUGGAGCCGGGAGACAUCGUUCUUUUGCUACAAGAGAAGGAGCAUGAGGUAUUUCAGAGAGAUGGGAAUGAUUUGCAUAUGACAUAUAAAAUAGGACUUGUUGAAGCUCUGUGUGGAUUUCAGUUCACAUUUAAGCACCUUGAUGGACGUCAGAUUGUGGUGAAAUACCCCCCUGGCAAAGUAAUUGAACCAGGGUGUGUCCGCGUCGUUCGAGGUGAAGGAAUGCCACAGUAUCGUAAUCCCUUUGAAAAAGGUGAUCUUUACAUAAAGUUCGACGUGCAAUUUCCUGAAAACAACUGGAUCAACCCAGAUAAGCUUUCUGAACUAGAAGAUCUUCUGCCAUCUAGACCAGAAGUUCCUAACGUAAUUGGAGAAACAGAGGAGGUAGAGCUUCAAGAAUUUGACACCACUCGAGGCUCAGGAGGUGGUCAGAGGCGCGAAGCCUAUAACGAUAGUUCUGAUGAGGAAAGCAGCAGCCACCACGGGCCUGGAGUGCAGUGCGCCCAUCAGUAAGCUGCAGCCAGACUGCACGGGCGGGUUUCUGUCCACAUUUGCCUAAUUUGUUCUCAGUGAUCCAGCUGGAGGGUCUGAUCAAUCCAGAUGAACUGACGGACAUCGGUUGGUCUAUGUGUAACUUUUAAAAUUGGUAUAGUAUCUACAGAGUGUAUAAUUUAAACUAACCACAAAGCUUUACAUCUUCAUUUCAACUGUUCCGUAGCAGAAUAAAGCACUUGAAAGGAAACAAGACUCCCUUUCACACAUGGGUUAUAAGUUUCAGUCCUGCUAUCUGUGCUUGAUUUUUAUCAGUUUUGUGUAGAUUUUAUGUUUCAUAUUUUACAUUCAAAUCCCACAUUGUAAAGUUUGUACAAUUUGUCCUAAAGCUUUGUGUUUGGCUGCACCUGCAUAAGCUGCUACAAAUAGAAUAAAGAAUUUCAUAGCCUGUAUCUAUCAUUUAGAUGCAUGGAAAAAAUGGGCUUUGCACACAAUGGGUUUGGAGCUGACUGGGAACAAUGGAAAAAUUAUAUUAGCUGUGGUUGUAAAGUUUUGGGUUUUUUUUUUUUUUUUUUUUUUUUUUUUUACCAUCCUGUGAAAGGUUUCUGAAGCUUGAUAAUAAAAAGCGGUUGGUGUAAAUUAUUCUUUGUGUCACAUUUUUAGAAGGAAGAACAUAUUUAGAAUUGUACAAUGUAUCCUUAAACUGGAGAAUGUAUCCUUAGUUCUGGUUCUUAAACAGCCCAUAAAACCCAUUGGCCUGAAGCUUAUGUCUCAGGCACCUGCCCAUUUUGUAGUUUUAAACGCAAAAGGUUGGUAGAAACAGGCUUUGAUGGCUUCAGUUGAUGCUGUGUAGAGUCAAGGAGAUCUAAGCCGUGUAACCUGCUAAGUUACAGCCCUGAGCACCGGGGCUGGCCCGGGCCUGUCUCCCUACCACCAUGCCCUUUUUAAAAACAAGGUAACAAUGAAUCAAUAGAAAACCUUGUCUGCAUAGAAGCUGUUAAAAUGCUAUUUUCAUUAAAUGUUAAGUUAAAGAUUCUCUGUCUCCAUUAAGUUGAAUAUUUGAAAUUGGGGGAAGCAUUAUUACUUUGAUUUUCUGUAAUAUUUUAUAGAAAAGUAAGACUCUUAAGCUGGUAUGAGAAAAGUCAGGUAAAACUAUGAAAAGGAUGUUGUGUUUCUCUUUUCAUGUUCUGAUUCUUACCUUUCCACUCCCAGAGUAGAUACUUUUAGAACACACUUAUUUGGGGGAAAAAGAGACAUCAGACACACAUUUUACAUUUGUAAAGGAACAAAGGGGAAAACUGAGAACUAAAAUUUAAAAAUGUGUUAUGCCACCCCUGGGCCUAAAUAUAUUUCUCGGUCUGUUAGAACCUGAGUGAAAAUAGGUGUCCUGACCCUAUCAAGGCCUGUGAGGUCUAAACUAUCAUAGCCUUGUGCACUCUACCUCCGUUGUACAAAAAUAGUCCACGACAAGCCUGGGCAAGACUCAACAGCAUAGUAGUUCUGUAUCCAAGGUUACUUCCCCACAACCACUUCAAGCCUAAGAAAUGCAGUGGCAAUAUGAAGUUUGUAGCCUUUCCAAUAAAGGUUUAUAAAACAGU
Lemur catta (Ring-tailed lemur) is the source of this 2988-nucleotide messenger RNA. It is a transcript of the gene DNAJA2, whose product is annotated as DnaJ heat shock protein family (Hsp40) member A2. Gene Ontology annotation, biological process: protein refolding; response to heat. The transcript has 9 exons. The record is from RefSeq and is a predicted model, not a curated record. Gene Ontology annotation, cellular component: cytosol; cytoplasm. Gene Ontology annotation, molecular function: ATP binding; Hsp70 protein binding. The coding region runs from base 173 to 1411 and encodes 412 amino acids. NCBI's taxonomy places the organism in Eukaryota, Metazoa, Chordata, Mammalia, Primates, Lemuridae.